UGUGCCAAAGUCAAGCAACCGUUGAAACUUGAAAGCGUGGAAAGAAUUUAGGAGCCACCGCAAUGUGGAAACAUAUACAUGUUUCAUCACCAAAAAAAAUAUGGCGUCAUUUAUGAUGUCAGGUAGUCAUCUCACUUUGUCUAUAUAUAGACAUAUCUACCAAAAAGCACUUCACCCUCAACACACUUUGAUAAUGCUCGAUAUGGAGAUUAAGUGUGACGCUUCUGCCGCUAUCGUCUCUGCUUCUCCAACGUCUUCUCCUCCUCUACCACAGCUUUCACCACGUUUGGUUCUUAGCCCAUGCGCCGCUUGCAAAAUCUUGAGGCGGCGUUGCGGAGAUAAAUGCGUUUUGGCGCCGUACUUCCCUCCAACGGAGCCAGCUAAGUUCACCAUCGCCCACCGUGUGUUUGGAGCCAGCAACAUCAUUAAGCUCUUACAGGAACUUCCCGAAUCACAGAGAACUGAUGCGGUAAACAGUAUGGUGUACGAAGCCGGAGCUAGAAUUAGAGACCCGAUCUAUGGAUGUGCGGGUGCCAUAUACAAUCUACAAAGACAAGUGAGUGAACUGCAAGCACAGCUAGCAAAAUCUCAAGUGGAGAUAGUGAGUAUGCAGUUACAAAGAUCAAAUCUACUAGAAUUGAUUCACAACAUGGACCAACCAAACCAAGAGCAACAUAAUAUGUCCUUCGACAGCUCCUUGGAAAGUGAUGAGUUCAUUAACAGCCCUGACGAAGAGAGCAUUGAUUUUGGAUUCCUUGAAGACAACAAGUACUCCAACACCAAGGCCUCAAUGCUGUGGUGUGAUCCUCUUUGGAUAUGAUAUUAACUAGUUAUGAUAUUAACUAUUCACUUCACUUUAAAGCCCUUCAGUUAAGUUACUCAGGGUUAGUUAGCAAACUUAGUAUAUACACAUGAUAUUAGAGACACACUCAAUGUAAUAAAUGUAUGUUGAAUUUAUUGGAAAUUUUAAUAUGUCAAAUGGUUCUACUAUUGAA
Raphanus sativus (radish) is the source of this 995-nucleotide messenger RNA. RefSeq names its product LOB domain-containing protein 1. NCBI's taxonomy places the organism in Eukaryota, Viridiplantae, Streptophyta, Magnoliopsida, Brassicales, Brassicaceae. The record is from RefSeq and is a predicted model, not a curated record.